Molecule: messenger RNA, 492 nt
Organism: Oikopleura dioica
Lineage: Eukaryota; Metazoa; Chordata; Appendicularia; Copelata; Oikopleuridae
Source: the annotation of a GenBank genome assembly
AUGGAACGAGAGAAAAAAUGGAGAUCGCUACGUCUUAGAGGAUUUAUUUUGACGCUUUCUCUCAUUUUUCAAUUGGUUUUUGGAAUAUGCAGAGAGAUUCUGUAUUGGGAGGAUCCCAGGACAGUACGGACUAAUGUAGAUAAUAUCAUUUCUAUUGUGGCAUUAGCUCAUGCUAUAAUUAUCUCACAAGAAAAAGGUGGCAACGCUAGCGUAACGAAAUUCCGGACAGAGUGCACUUAUUGGACUCUGAUUGUCUGGCUCCCUGUUCUAAUUCUUUCGAUUUGUUGCGCUUCUUUGAAUAUUUAUUACGACUUGCAUAGCCUAUCGGAAUACAACAUUGCCAUGAUGACACUAGAGUGGUUUUCCAUUUUUUUCUUCAUUUUCCAACCGAGCGCCGAAAAAAAAGGGAAUGCUCAGGAUACAAUGAGCAUCUGUUCAGCUACCGAGAUAAAAGUGGACCAAGGAAUCGAAAACCUGGGAACUUGGUUCUAG